CAGGACUGUCUCUGAAUCGCAAUCCGGAAAGAAUAAAUAAUCAUUUUGAUUUAAGUUGAACGUUUGUCUCUAAGAUUAAGAAAACAGCCAUGCCAGUGCUUUCAGAAGAUUCAGGAUUACAUGAAACUUUGGCUCUGUUGACCUCUCAGCUAAGACCUGACUCAAAUCAUCAAGAGGAAAUGGGAUUCCUUAGGGAUGUCUUCAGUGAAAAGAGUCUCAGUUACCUAAUGAAGAUUCAUGAAAAGCUCCGUCAUUAUGAAAGACAGAGUCCAACUCCUGUUUUACACAGUGCAGCAGGAUUAGUUGAAGAUGUAAUAGAAGAAUUGCAGACUGCACCAGUGAAUAAUGAAGAAAAAGAGCUACUUCAGCUGUUGUCAACACCACAUCUCAGGGCAAUGCUUGUCGUACACGACACUGUAGCACAGAAGAACUUUGAUCCAGUCCUUCCACCUCUGCCUGAUAAUUUUGAUGAUGAUUUUGAUGAAGAAUCAGUGAAAAUUGUUCGGCUAGUGAAAAAUAAAGAACCUUUGGGAGCUACCAUCAGAAGAGAUGAGCAUACAGGGGCUGUGAUUGUAGCAAGGAUCAUGAGAGGUGGUGCAGCUGAUCGCAGUGGUCUUGUUCAUGUUGGAGAUGAACUAAGAGAAGUCAAUGGUAUUGCUGUGCUUCACAAACGACCCGAAGAAAUUAGUCAGAUUUUGGCUCAGUCUCAGGGGUCAAUAAUAUUAAAAAUAAUUCCAGCCGUCAAAGAAGAAGAUCGUCUAAAGGACAGCAAGGUGUUUAUGAGGGCGCUUUUCUGCUAUAAUCCCAAAGAAGACAGAGCCAUUCCCUGCCAAGAGGCUGGGCUGCCGUUUAAGAGACGACACAUCCUGGAAGUCGUAAGCCAAGAUGAUCCCACAUGGUGGCAAGCAAAGCGUGUUGGAGAUACCAACCUCAGGGCAGGCUUGAUCCCCUCAAAGCAGUUCCAAGAAAGACGAUUGAGUUACAGAAGAGCUGUAGGCACUCUGCAGAAACCCAAAACUGUGAAGAAGCCACUCUAUGAUCAGUCUUCUGAUAAAGAGGACUGUGACUGUGAAGGAUAUUUCAAUGGACAGUAUAUAGCUGGCUUACGCAGGAGCUUUAGAUUAAGUCGUAAAGAGAAGGAGAACAAUCAAAAUGAGGCAAAGCAAGCAGAGCAGGCAGACACAGCAGAGUUUCUAACGUAUGAAGAAGUCACCAAAUAUCAACAGCAGCCUGGUGAACAGCAGAGACUGGUUGUUUUGAUUGGUUGUUUGGGGGCCAAAUUAAAUGAGCUCAAGCAGAAGGUUGUGUCAGAGAACCCACAGGAGUAUGGCGUUGCAGUUCCACAUACAACCAGGUCAAAGAAAAGUCAUGAGAAAGAGGGAGUAGAAUACAAUUUUGUGUCUAAGCAAUCAUUUGAGACAGACGUGCAGCAAAACAAAUUUGUGGAACACGGAGAAUACAAAGAAAAUCUGUAUGGCACAAGUCUUGAGGCAAUCCGGUCUGUGAUGGCCAAAAAGAAGGUUUGUUUGGUGGAUGUGGUACCUGAAGCAGUGAAGCACCUGAGGACUCCUGAGUUUAAGCCUUAUGUUAUCUUUGUGAAGCCUCUCAUUCCAGAAAAGAAAAAGCAUGCCCUAAAAUCUCCUGUGUCAGAAGAACUCUCAACCCCCCUUGAUGAAGAACAGCAGGAAAUUAUUAACUCAGCAGCAUUCAUUGAAGAGCAGUAUGGCCAUUUAAUUGACACUGUACUGGUGAAAGAAGAUCUCCAGAGUGCAUGUAAUCAGCUGAAAACCGUGCUAGAGAAGCUAAACAAGGAUUCAUUUUGGGUGCCGAUCAACUGGGUUAGGUCAUAGCCAGUAAUCAUCUGCUUAAAGGAAAGAUUGUAUAAAAAUGUCUUGUGAGUAUAUGGAUUACAAAAGGGAAACAUGUCAGUUUCACUUCAAAGCUGCCAUUCUAACUAGAAAAUAACAUAAAAAACGUAUUAGAAAAACUAAACAAAGCAAGUCAGAAGCAGACACUGCCUUCCUGAAUCAGAGUUUUUAGUGGUAGCUGUCAUUCAAAACAGCUGAACUGAAUGCUCAGUCUAAACAGAUUAGUAAAAGAUUGGAGUGACUUUUACACUGUAAAUGCUGCAUUUUGUAAGGUAAAAUUUCACAGAUGGUCCCACACUUUCAAAGCAUUUAAGCAGUGCCUGGACAGUAAAAAGCAGGAAUUCUCAGCCUUUGGGCAGAUAUUGCGUGGCUAGAGUUAAGGCAUCCCAAACUAGGUACUUUUCGGGGACUGAUCUGCCUACAGAACAAGCUCCUUUAAGGCAGGCAUAUCCUCUGGAGAGUGCUUACACCAUCUCAGCUGCUUAGAAAUUCAGCUGUCUGACAGGCCAGAAAGACAUGUUUCCCUUCACUCAGAAUCAUUAGUUGCGAAUCCUUUCCAGUUAGGCACCAGACUAGGUCAGCUAUGUAAGUUGUAUAUAUUUUAGCAGCUGAAAGAGGGUGUGUGUUGUGUUGGGUUGUUUUUUUGUUUGUUUGUUUUGUUUUUUUCCCCAAUGCCUAUCCCACAUUUCCCAGUGCUUCUUUCUGGCCAUCUUACAUAGGUAGUCUGCUCGUCCAUAGCUUAUGCCUGCUUUCCCAGUCUCUUCCAGCUGACACAGGCCAAACAUUAAACCACCUGUGAACACACCUGUGUGACUAUCCAUCCCGUAAUAAACUGGAGACAUUCUUUUAUCUACAUGAAAAUUACUCUAUAUGAUGUGAGAUAGGACUUCAAGAAGCUACUUAUCCCCAAGGCACCUUUGGAAAUGCCACCUGAUGGGAUACUACAUGGACACCAACACAGCUGCUCUGAAGAAGGCACUAAAAUGAGGAGUUUGAAGUACUAUGCAUCUGAGCUACAGCAUCGAAUCGUCAUCCUUCCAGCCGUUACGGGUGCCUUUGCUUCAACUCUAGUGAAGGGUUCCAGAGUGAGUAGUAGGCCACAUCAAGUCCUGAAGUGGAAAUCUUAACGGUUACAGGAUUUUGCAGAUAUUUCUGGAGACUUGAAUAUACAGGAUUUUUAGAAUAGAAAACUAUUUUGGAAAAGCAUGAAGGAGAAAAUCCAUACACAAGGCUAUUCGUUAACAUGGACUGUAUGCUCUUCUACCUCCUGCCUGAAAAUGUGCCCUGGGUUAUCAUAUCGAUAGCUACAUAUUAUUGAUACAUAAUAUUUUAAUUAUCAGGUGUCAUGACUUUUUAUAACAAUUAAAGAUUAACUGCCUGUUUUGUUUUUUUUUUUUUCCAUUGAAGCCAGCUUAGUUUUUGAUUAGAAUGGGCUAUGAAGUAUAUAAGUUCAAAUAAUGCCCAUCUUCAGCUGCCUUUUAAAACAAGGUAUACAAGAUAGAUCACAUUUUAGGUAUUA
Struthio camelus australis is the source of this 3387-nucleotide messenger RNA. The record is from RefSeq and is a predicted model, not a curated record. NCBI's taxonomy places the organism in Eukaryota, Metazoa, Chordata, Aves, Struthioniformes, Struthionidae.